Messenger RNA from Poecilia reticulata (guppy), 1684 nucleotides. RefSeq names its product ribosomal L1 domain containing 1 (gene rsl1d1). Gene Ontology annotation, molecular function: RNA binding. NCBI's taxonomy places the organism in Eukaryota, Metazoa, Chordata, Actinopteri, Cyprinodontiformes, Poeciliidae. The record is from RefSeq and is a predicted model, not a curated record.
UAUAGUGACGUAGUUCUGACUGCCUCCUCAGUGCGCAUGCGCAGCCUCGGCACACGUGAAGCAGACGGCAUGGCAGAGAACACAGAAGUACCGUUGGACCGGGCUCAGGUGAAAAAGGCCGUCCAGGCUCUGCAGAGUUUCCUGAAAUCAAAGUCCAGGGAAGAUGUUCUGCUGCUGGAUGACGGAGAGCCGAUCAGCCUGCUCUUCUCCCUGUGGAAGAUCCCCAGACAGACGCAGACCAUCCGCAUCCCUCUGCCUCACGGCCAGCGCUCCGACACCGACCAGGUCUGCCUCUUCACCAAAGACGAGCCCAGGAUGACGGCGGAGCAGAACCAGAGGUUCUACAGGAAGCUGCUGGAGGAGCGCGGCGUCACAAGCGUCUCAGAGAUCAUUCCGCUGAAAACCCUGAAGAAGGAAUACAAGCCGCACGAAGCGAAGCGGCGGCUGCUGGGGAACUUCGACGUGUUCCUGUCGGAUGAGCGGAUCCGCCGCCUGCUGCCGUCGCACCUGGGGAAACAUUUCUACGCCACCAAGAAAAUGCCGAUCUCCAUCAACCUGCAGAGCAGCAAUCUGGGCCGAAACGUCCAGCGGCUCGUCCAGGGAACCCGACUGACCGUCACCAACAGAGGCAGCUGCAGCAUGGCGCGCGUCGCUCACGCCAACAUGACGGCAGACGAGGUGACGGAGAACGUGGAGGCGGCCGUCCAGACGGUGGCCGCCAAGCUGCGGAUGAAAGGAUCAAUCGUGAAGCUGAUCCACCUGAAGAGUCUGACCUCGGUGGCGCUGCCCAUCUACACGUCCGACCUGAGGCGCGGCCGCGUGCUGCAGAGACCCCAGGAAAAAACAACGAAGGGGAAGAAGAACGAGGCGGGAGACGAAACGACGAAGGAACAGAAGAAGAAGAAGAAACAGGGGGAUGAUGAUGAUGAUGAGGAGGAGGAAGAGGAGAUUCCACAGCUGGUUCCCAUAGAAACGCCCAGCAAAAGACCCAGGAUGCAGGUCGGCGUUUCCUCCUCCCUCUGCAGUCCGACGUCGGCACCAAGUUCAUCCAUUUAUGUUCUUAUGUUUCAGAAACCAACCAGACCCGCCGCAGCAAAGAAGGUCACCACGGGGUCAAAGGUCACCACGAGGUCACCGGUCACCAAGGCUUCCAUCAAAGCAACCAGGAAGGCCGGCAGGGUGGCGCAGAGAGGAAGGAGAAAAGUCCCUGGAGGGAAAUGAUUCUCCUCGGAUGCAGUUUCUGUUCGAUUCGAGUUCUUAAAUCUGAAAAUGGCUGCAGCUGAUUCUGUUCCACGUUUCAACGUCCGCGCCUCGUCGGCAGGAACAAACAAACAUCCUCGUUUUUAUUGAAAGGACAGGAACGGAAUCAGAAUGUCGAUUUUAUUUUACUGAACCUCAGAAAAUGGAAAAGUUUGAAAGUUUUAUGGUUUUCGCUCAACAUUUUCAGUUAUUUCUGUUUGAGUUAUGGCCACCAGAGAAAUGCAUCUAAAAAAUGUAACUUUUCAUGUGUGUAAAAAUUACAUCACUUUAAAAUAAUGUCAUGGAUAAAAUGCCGGUGAACUUUGACCUUUGAGCUUCUAAAAGGGUCACUAACGGCUGAAGUGACUGUCGGGGUAAAGAGUUAGUUGUUCACUAACAAGUUUUCACUUAAUUCAUGAAAUAAAUGCAUAAAUCAGCUGUUAAA